GGACUCGAGUUAUGGAGCUAUUAAAUUAAAAUUAAACUUGUUAGGGUUUCGAAUCCUCCCCCCCCCAAAACAAUAUUGAAUUUAGCUUAGUCAAUUAGUUCUUCUGUAAAGUGAUCAAAAUCAAUGGCUUCCAGCAAUAAUGCUCUUGGUGUUGAUAACACCUUCAGAAAGAAAUUCGAUCGAGAAGAGUAUUUGGAACGCGCUCGCGAGCGUGAGAAACAGGAAGCAGAAGGGCGAAGUAAAUCCCAAUCAAAAGGCCCUGCAGUGCAGAGGAAACCCCUGAAGCAUAGGGAUUACGAAGUCGAUCUCGAGUCUCGUUUGGGUAAAACUCAGGUUGUUACUCCAGUAGCACCCUUAAGUCAGCAGGCAGGAUACUUUUGCUCAGUUUGUGAGUGUGUAGUAAAAGAUUCUGCAAACUACUUGGAUCACAUCAAUGGGAAGAAACAUCAAAGAGCUUUAGGUAUGUCCAUGCGAGUGGAACGGGCAUCCCUUAAACAGGUUCAGGAGCGGUUUGAACAAUUGAAAAAGCGAAAACCUCCCGGUAGUUUCUCUGAGCAAGAUCUCGAUGAACGGAUCAUUAAACAGCAGGAAGAAGAGGAAGAGAGAAAGCGCCAACGGAGGGAAAGAAAGAAAGAAAAGAAGAAGGCAGCAGAAGAGGAACCUGAAAUUGAUCCCGACGUGGCAGCUAUGAUGGGCUUUGGCGGUUUCGGAUCAUCAAAAAAAUGAUCACAUUUGUUUAUGUAACAUUACAUUGUGUUUUUAUAUGACAUGACUUUAGGUAUUCAAGUUUUUGGAUAUUGACCGAUUUGUACGGUUUUCCGGUUUGGAAAGGGAAGGUAAAAACUGCUGGAUAUGCUUUGUUCAUAUACCAGGUUGGGAACAAGUUGGUCCUAAA
Messenger RNA from Hibiscus syriacus, 895 nucleotides. Its product is annotated as zinc finger matrin-type protein 2-like. Gene Ontology annotation, biological process: mRNA splicing, via spliceosome. The transcript has 10 exons. The record is from RefSeq and is a predicted model, not a curated record. Gene Ontology annotation, molecular function: nucleic acid binding; zinc ion binding. Bases 124 to 726 code for a protein of 200 amino acids. Gene Ontology annotation, cellular component: U4/U6 x U5 tri-snRNP complex; spliceosomal complex. Lineage: Eukaryota; Viridiplantae; Streptophyta; Magnoliopsida; Malvales; Malvaceae.